AGAGCAUCGCAGAGGAUGCAGAGGAAGAGAGCGACGCAGCAUCCGGCGGUGGCACCACAUUCUCCCUGCAGGACGUUUCACUGCAGCGUUUCACCGCCUUGAGGUUUCGAUGCCGGCUGUAAACUGAGCCUGGAUGCCUGCAGAAAAACCUCCAAGAUCCUCCUCCUCCCCCAUCUGCUCUCCUUCCUGCGAUGCACGGACUGUCAAUGCGACACACUCUCUUCUCUUCCUGCGUCGUUUCUUCCGCACACGCGUUGCAGCCUUCAUGCCUCAUAUUUAGGGUAUGAAAUCUGCACAAUCGCGGCUUUUCGCCACUCCCACAUUGGCUCUGGAGUCGUGAAUAGAUCCGCGGUUUUCUCAUGCUUGUCAGUCUGUCCGGCCUUGUUCGUUUCUGCGUUCAUGUUCGCCGCUCACGCGUCGCCACUGCCGCGCUGCCGCCUCCGCUCCUCCUACUCCUCCUCCCCACAUGGACUAUGAAAUCUAUGUGAAGCGCGCGUCGUCUUCGCGUUUCCACCCUCGUUCUGCCGCUGAUGCGGUGCGCCUGGGUGUUCGCUGUCUCCUUGUCCUGGCCGGUCACUGAACCUCUGGUCCGGGGGGGCUGCUGUCCGCAGAGAGGCAGGAUGGUGCGGAUCGCCAGCGCGCUUGGGCUGGUCAUGUUCAGCGUGGCGCUGCUCAUCCUGUCGCUCAUCAGCUACGUGUCCAUCAAGAAGGACUUUCUGCUCAGCACCCCCAGAUACGGACCUAAUGGAGGACCCAGGAUGUCCAUGUUUCACGCGGGGUUUCGCGAGAGGCCGCCUCGUAAACCUGUCCUGAGCUCCCAGCUGGCAUUGAAGUAUAUGGAUCCAGCUUUCAGUCCUCUGACCAACGCACUGAGCGAGGACCUGCAAAACUCCUCCAGAUGGACCUACAACAGCUCGGCUUUUCUGCAGCUGAAAAGGGACAUCUCUCAGUACAUCGACAUCCCCCACAACUUCUCAUUGAUCAAAGACUCAGUCCGAAUUGGACAACUGAUGCACUACGACUACUCCAGCCACAAGUACGUCUUUUCCAUCGGGGAGAACUUCCGCUCGCUCCUUCCCGAGGUCUCGCCGAUCCUCAACAAGCAGUACAAUGUUUGCGCCGUGGUCGGCAACAGCGGCAUCCUCACCGGCUCGCGCUGCGGCCCCCAGAUCGAGAAGUUUGACUUUGUGUUCCGCUGCAACUUCGCCCCCACCGAGAUGUUCAAGAAGGACGUCGGGCGGCGGACCAACAUGACGACCUUCAACCCGAGUAUCCUGGAGAAAUACUACAACAACUUGCUGACCGUGCAGGACAGGAACAACUUCUUCCUGAGCCUGAAGAAGCUGGACAACGCCAUCCUGUGGAUCCCGGCGUUUUUCUUCCACACGUCGGCCACUGUGACGAGGACGCUGGUGGAUUUCUUCGUGGAACAUCGAGGUCAGCUGAAGGUCAAGUUGGCCUGGCCCGGGAACAUCAUGCAGUAUGUCAACAGUUACUGGAAGACCAAGCAGCUGUCGCCGAAGCGCCUGAGCACCGGCAUUCUGAUGUACACGCUGGCCUCCUCCAUGUGCGACCAGAUCCACCUGUACGGCUUCUGGCCCUUCGGCUGGGACCCCAACACGGGAAAGGAGCUGCCGUACCACUACUACGACAGGAAGGGCACCAAGUUCACCACCAAGUGGCAGGAGUCCCAUCAGCUUCCCGCCGAGUUCAAACUCCUCUACAAGAUGCACAUGGACGGACUGCUGAAGCUCUCCCUCUCCCACUGUGCUUAGGGCUUACAGCUGCGGCAGGUACAGCGCUCCUUCAAUCGCCGACGCUUCCACGGGCCAGAGCUGUCCAAACGACGAGGCAGACGAGGGAAGGGAUCACGUGGUCUUUGCCAAAAUGUAGAUCGAUGCUCUGAGGCUGAGUUGGUGCAAUGGGCUCCUGAACAGAAGCCCUGUUAGACAAACCAUUCACGGAAAACAGCAACAGCUCAAGGAACAAUGCGUCUUUUCUUUUCUUCUGCUCAAGAAUGCAAAGCAGUAGAGGAAUGCACAUUUUGGGUAAGCUGGACUUGAAACCAGGCACUGGACUAUCAAAACUGAACAUUGCUUUACGGUGUUUUUACAACUUAUCAGCAGACAGACAUUAGCUCUUCGUUAGAGAGGGCAGAUUUAUCCUUGAGACCCUUGUCCGGAAGCAGAGGGCCAUGAAGAAAAGGUGAACAUGGCUCAAUAUCAGCUGCGAAGUCAUGCAAUGCCAUGCAGCAACACACUGUGCAGAGCUAAUCAGACACGUAAAAAUCCCGCAUUGCUCGUAAAUUCAAUCGUGGAGAAAAUGAGAGAACUUUCCAGAGAUGAAGAAUCCUUUCUCAUAUGGUCCUGAAAGGCUGUGUCACUCAAACUGGACCUCUUGUAUUGAUUCAUUUGUACCUGAAGCAACAGACCCUUGCUUUUGUUUCGACGCAGCGCUGCUUUUAGUCUGAGGUAGGGUUCGCGAUACAUUAACAUAUUCUAACCAGCAACCGUCGGCCCAACAACGACCGCCGAUCGCCAAUAUAUUAACGCCAGUAUUUUCAGUUGGGAGACCGGUGCCAGCUGCGAGUUUGCUUCACUCUAAAAGCUCUGUUUGCCUAUUUAGUCUAAUUAAUAAACCACUUGUUCUAGAGAGGCAGACCAAGGGACACAAAUCACUCAAAAUAAGGUGCGACAGCUGCCUAUUGCCGCCACUACAUCCAAUUGCCCAACACUUUCGUUACAUGACUCCCCCCGACAUGCCCGAACGUUUAGACCUUGCAGGAACAGUCUUUGGGAACUUUUGAGUCCUACAAACUAGAUUAGGCUCUUGCAUAGUCAUUCAGAUUAUACAGAUUUCAGUAUUCUUAAAGCUGCAGUACCCUAAAUAUCUGGGUAAGAACAUCUUGAAAUGAUUUACAGAUCACCUCAAAGAGUCCAGCUGACACAACAUGAUCAUGAUUUGUGUUUGCGUCCAAUAAUCUCCCCUCUUUUAGCUCUGUUUUUGGUCUCCUCCAACCUUUCUCUAGCUGCGAAACGCUCCAAUUAGUUCACCAGCAAGUUGUCCGUCUGCCAAUCAAAACUGAGACGUUUCAGCAGAACCUCGUCUCUGAUAUUGCACAAGAGUAAAAUAAUGUUUUAGGAUCUAUUCAACUGUCUGGUUGAGUUUUGACGCUUGGCCAGAAUAUCAAAUAGCACAACAUGUAUCUUUAGCUGAGGUUGUGUGUCCAUGAGAGGCACAGAGAGGGAUGUUGGAUUCAACACCAGACAUGUCAGCGUUUACUGUGUUACUGUGGUAACCAAUCAGAGGGUCAGCUCCACGGAUGAUGCUCUACAAUGUUGUGUAGGCUUUUUUGGGUUGUGUUGAAAAGUGACAACCCUACUUUGUAUAGAUGCUAGCCGGUUGUGUACUAUGCAAGUUAUCAGGACGAUUCACUUUCUGUACGCCGCCUUUUCUUUCUUCCAUAUUGUCGGCAUUUCUUAGUUUUCCCCCCAAUUUUUUAAACGUGUUUUAGAUCAUUGGUGAUGUAUGAUGGCUUCUUUGUUCCAUAGUGUAAUGAAUUGCCACCGUGGUUAGAAGGAGCCAAUCACACACAGUUAUCUUUUAACACUUACCUGAGGUGCAAUCCAUUCAGUAACUGGGAAAGAAACCAGUGGAUCCAAACCCUAAAAUCUAUCUGUUGAGGCAUUAGUAAGGAUGAACACAAAUGGCACCAGGAGAUUGCAGAGCUUCGCCCAGGCUGUGUAUGCACCCCAUUAUUCCAGUCAACCCUAAAUUAAGUGGGUUCUUCCUUGGCCAAUGCUUACCACCAAUUUUAAACCCAAUAGGGACAGUAGUUUUUCCAUAACCUUGCUGUCAGCCAAACCAACUGAAUUGACCUCCAUGCGCAAGGUUACAACCAAUGGAUCCAUCCAUCACCCUGACCUCCUGACCUUUACCUUAAUAAAGCUACUCCCUGUAAUGCAACCUGACAUUGGCCUGAAAAAAGCCUUAGCGAUGUUUGUUUUAGAUUAACAUAAUUCUUAGGGAUAAUCGCAAGUAAGAGAUGUAGAGACUAAGAUGAUUGGCCCAUACUGAAGCACACUGCGGUCAUCUUUCACAUAUCUAUUUAGGAAAUGUGAGUAAUUGGAUGUUUAAGGCAACCGAUUGAGCAACAAAUAUAAUCAAGAGAACAUCCUCUUCCUCACUUUGUAGGCUUGGUUAUUUAUAUUCAGCAUGAACAACGUGAGACAAGUUAGAUAUUACGCAAAACUAAAAUGAAACACACACAGAGUCCAGUUUUGACAUAUUCAUUUUGAUAUAUCCGUUAUUUUCUGGCUCUUUUGGUUGGGGUCUCUCUUCCUUCUUGGGUCCUGAAGGGUUAGGGUUGGGGUCUGAAUGUUCUUCACAUCCAUCAUGUGUGUUAAUGAGUUAAAUACUCAGUGAUGUUUGGUGCCGUGUUGUUUUUUACGGGGGGUUGUUGAUAAUAUCCACUCAUUGUAAUCAGGAAUUGACAUAUGGACAGGGCAGUUAUUUUAUUGAGAGCGUCAGAUGAUUUCUGAAUAUCAUAUCUACCGUGUGUUUUACUCCAAUGAGACAACAGCAACAACAUAUUUGUGUGGCAUUCCCGCUGCGUUUCACACUGUCUGUUGUCUUUGUUGUCUCCUGUUUCAUUCCGCAAUGAGACGUCUAUGACUUGAACGUGAUAUUUCAGGACUUUGACAUAAAGGAUUGUUGGCUUUGAAGGGUAAGCAAAGUAUUUAGUAAAACUGCUAAUUAUUUUCUGACUUUACACAGUUUAAAGGCAGUAAGUUUUAUUUCCCUCCUCUGUUGUUAUUUUUGUAAUAUAGAACAUCAGUCGGUAUCAGGUAACAUUUUUCCAGAUUGUAUUUUGAGCGUUUUGAUCGAUAUCAAUGAGGCUGGCUCCAUUCAUAUCAACCUUUCUGUAGAGAUCGCUGUAUGAACGGUAACACAUAUUAAAACCACGUAUGCUAUAGAUUAACAAAUAUGUUUUAAACAUCCAAUACUUGAAGGAAAAUAUCUACUCUGUAUUUAUUUAAUCAUUUAGUCAUUAAAGUGAAUUAAAGUUAUCGAUUUGAAAAGUGAA
Molecule: messenger RNA, 5086 nt
Organism: Eleginops maclovinus (Patagonian blennie)
Lineage: Eukaryota; Metazoa; Chordata; Actinopteri; Perciformes; Eleginopidae
Gene: st8sia3
Product: ST8 alpha-N-acetyl-neuraminide alpha-2,8-sialyltransferase 3
Exons: 5
Coding region: 531-1775 (414 amino acids)
Biological process (GO): oligosaccharide metabolic process; N-glycan processing
Molecular function (GO): alpha-N-acetylneuraminate alpha-2,8-sialyltransferase activity
Source: RefSeq, a predicted model, not a curated record